Molecule: messenger RNA, 1345 nt
Organism: Phlebotomus papatasi
Lineage: Eukaryota; Metazoa; Arthropoda; Insecta; Diptera; Psychodidae
Product: alpha-amylase 1-like
Exons: 3
Coding region: 42-1238 (398 amino acids)
Biological process (GO): carbohydrate metabolic process
Molecular function (GO): alpha-amylase activity; cation binding
Source: RefSeq, a predicted model, not a curated record
UACUACAAACGCGAUCAGGUAGUCAAGAAGAGUUUGCUGAUAUGGUCCGUAGAUGCAACAAUGCCAGAGUUCGUAUCUACGUUGAUGCAAUUUUCAAUCAUAUGGGAGGAACAGGCGCAGAUAUGCGAGGCACUGGAGGAUCAACUGCAAAUUCUGUUAUUAGAAGUUACCCAGCAGUACCUUACGAUAUUCUUGAUUUCCAUGUCCCCUGCCCAAUAUUUGAUUACCAAAAUAAAGACAAUGUACGCAAUUGUGAUUUAGUAGGAGCUCCAGAUCUUAAUCAAGCAUUGGAAGAUGUGAGAGAGAAAAUUGUGGACUACCUUAGUCGUCUAAUUGCUCUUGGCGUUGCUGGAUUUCGUAUUGAUUCAGCCAAGCACAUUUGGCCAAAUGAUUUAAAAGUAAUCUUCGGUCGUUUACCGAAUUUGAUGACUGAUCACGGGUUUCCACCUGAUGCUAAACCAUUCAUCUACCAGGAGGUUAUUGAUUUUGGCGGUGAAGCUAUCUCAAAAUACGAAUAUAUUGAAUUAGGAGCAGUUACGGAAUUCCGAUAUUCUUUCAAUAUAAGUGGUGUCUUUCGUGGUCUGGCCAGACUGGAUACGCUACAGAAUUGGGGAGAACCAUGGGGUUUUUUGCCAUCAGAUCUUGCUCUAGUAUUUGUUGAGAAUCACGAUAACGAACGAAAUCAUGGGGCUGGAGGAGCUCAGAUUCUCACGUACAAGGACGGCAAACGCUAUAUAAUGGCUGUGACCUUCGGUUUAGCUCACCCCUAUGGUAUAUCGCGUAUCAUGUCAUCAUUCUUCUUCACAGACACAGAAGCCGGACCUCCGAUGGAUGCCAAUGAGGCUAUCAUCUCACCUAGCAUCAAUCCUGAUGGAAGUUGCGGAAAUGGAUGGGUAUGUCAGCAUCGUUGGCGUCAGAUCUACAACAUGGUCAAGUUUAAGAAUGUCGCAGGAACAGCGCCACUUUUAAAUUGGUGGUCCAAUGGAAACAAUCAAAUCGCUUUUGCAAGAUCUGGAAAAGGUUUUGUUGCCUUCAACAAUGAAGGAUCUGAUAUGGAUGUCAUCCUUGAGACAUCCCUUCCAGCUGGUACCUAUUGCGAUGUCAUUUCUGGAAGCGUAUCAGGAACUACAUGUUCAGGAAAAACGGUCAUAGUUCAAACUGAUGGGACGGCUAACAUCGUGAUUGGAAACGCAGAGGAAGACGGUGUACUGGCUAUACACAUUGAAGCAAAAUUGUAACAAAUCAGACAAACUAAUAAUAAGCUUCACAUUACACACUUUAAUACACCCAGACACAGAUUGUAUCGAAAAUUGAAUGCACAUACUAGUGUUAUCGAUUAAUUGUA